Molecule: messenger RNA, 2065 nt
Organism: Lottia gigantea (owl limpet)
Lineage: Eukaryota; Metazoa; Mollusca; Gastropoda; Lottiidae
Exons: 16
Coding region: 1-1509 (502 amino acids)
Biological process (GO): mRNA splicing, via spliceosome
Cellular component (GO): spliceosomal complex; nucleus
Molecular function (GO): RNA binding; zinc ion binding
Source: RefSeq, a predicted model, not a curated record
AUGGAAUCUUUACUGGAACAGCAAAGACGCUACCAUGAAGACAGAGAGCGGACAAUGGAUGCCAUGACCAAAGAGAUGUUACACCCUAAAAAAACGCUGAGAGAACAAAUUAAUUCAGAUCAAAGAUUAAAACAACUACUUGAUCGAUAUGUGGAUUGCAGUACAGAAAUUAAAGAAUUAUAUGAAGAUAAAGAUGGAUUAAGGAAAGAAGAAAUUCAGGCUCUAGCAGGACCAAAUGAAUAUUCUGAGUUUCGAUCCAGAUUAGGUGCAAUAGAAAAAUUCUAUAAUCAACAUCCAAAUGAGAUCAGUGUACCAAUGUCUGUAGAAUUUGAAGAACUGGCCAAACAAAGAGAAGCCUCAGCUGAUGAAACACAAUGUCUGGUAGAUUUUAGUGAUGAAGAAGGUUAUGGUCGAUAUUUAGAUUUGCACCAAUGUUAUGAGAAGUAUCUUAAUUUAAAAGGAGUGGAAAAGAUUGAUUAUAUAACAUAUUUGACAGUGUUUGACAGAUUAUUUGACAUACCUAAAGACAAGAAAAACAGUGCUUAUAGAGAAUAUUUAACAGUUUUAUUAGAUUAUCUCUCAGAUUAUUUAAGUCGAGUGAAACCAUUGUUAGAUUUGAAUGAUGAAAUGGAGGUAGUAAGUAAAGAUUUUGAUGUACAAUGGAGUGAUGGAAUUUUUCCUGGUUGGCCGAAAGAAGCUACUGGAGCUUUAACACAUUCUGGAGCUCAUUUAGAUUUAUCAGCUUUUUCUUCAUGGGAGGAAUUAGCCUCGUUAGGAUUAGAUAGAUUGAAGUCCGCUCUGAUGGCUUUAGGUGUCAAAUGUGGUGGAACAUUAGAAGAGAGAGCUCAAAGAUUGUUUUCAACAAAGGGUAAAAGUAUGGAAGAUUUAGAUCCUAAUCUAUUUGCUAAAUCUAAACCUGGGAAAUCAGCUGGUAAAACAAAGGAUGUAGAAAAACAGAGAGAUUUAGCCACAUUAGAAGCCCAAUUAUACAGAUUGGCUGAAUUAUUAAGUGAACAGAGAGCUUCUACUAGAGAAAAUGUACAACGUAAACAAGCUAGAACUGAUGCUGAAAGAGAAGAUUCCGAUGAAGAAAAUAUGUCUGAUAAUGAUUCUGAAGACGAAAAUGAAAUUCCAUACAAUCCUAAAAAUUUACCUCUUGGAUGGGAUGGGAAGCCUAUACCAUAUUGGUUAUAUAAAUUACAUGGUUUGAAUUUAUCUUAUACCUGUGAAAUUUGUGGUAAUUUUACCUACAGAGGGCCAAAAGCCUUUCAAAGACAUUUUGCAGAAUGGAGACAUGCUCAUGGUAUGAGAUGUUUAGGUAUACCAAACACAGCUCAUUUUGCAAAUGUCACAUCAAUUGAAGAUGCUUUAGCAUUAUGGCAAAAGAUAAAAUCUGGUAAAGAACAGGGAAGAUGGAAACCAGAACAAGAGGAAGAGUAUGAAGAUUCAGUAGGAAAUGUUGUGACAAAGAAAACAUUUGAAGAUUUAAAACGACAAGGUUUAUUAUAAAUAUACAUUAUGAAGUACAUCAUGUAAAUAUAUCAUACAUUCUAAUAAACAAGCAACAAAUAUAUCAUGUUAUAUCUGUAUUCAUAAACCCUGGUAGUCAUCCCCUUAACCCCCUUUGUCAUAGCACAUCCACUUUGAGCAUUAAGCUAUUGACACCAUAAAAACUGUGUGAAGCUUUCAGCCAAAUCCAUUGUUCUAUUAUGAUCAGCUGCAAUGCAACAAAAUGGAAUUGAUCUCUUAAAUAAAAUUGUUAAAGUAACUUUUAUUUUAAUUUGGACCUUUGCGAUUAUGUUCUUUGAUUUGUUUUUUAAAUUGACAGUAUUCAAGAUUUGAUAUAAAUAAAUAUCUGAAUUAUAUAAAGAAGACUUUUUCAGAAUAAGAAUAUUAUCUAGAAGAUUGGACACAGCCUCAGGAUUUUAAUGACAAAAAAAUUACUUUAAUAUCACACUAAGGCUAUAUUAGAAAACUGAUGUUCUAUAGAAUGAGGAUCUUUCAAUAAAGAAACAGGAAUAUUGCCAUACAUAUUAGAUUUAGGUGAAUAAACCCAUAACCAAGU